Messenger RNA from Ascochyta rabiei, 2178 nucleotides. RefSeq lists its product as uncharacterized. Lineage: Eukaryota; Fungi; Ascomycota; Dothideomycetes; Pleosporales; Didymellaceae. Bases 1 to 2178 code for a protein of 725 amino acids. The transcript has 3 exons. The record is from RefSeq and is a predicted model, not a curated record. Gene Ontology annotation, molecular function: ATP binding; ATP hydrolysis activity.
AUGUCGCCCAGUAUGUGUGACUCAACCGUCUCAGGCUCGUCUAGCUCAGAUGAGUCGGACUCCCAAGUCGAAACGGUCACGAACGGUGUCAAGCAUGUCAUCAUCAACGGUGACCACAAGUCGAGUAGUGGCCAAGCAAAGACAGAAGAGUCGGCGGACGGCGAGCAGUUCGAUCCUGGUAUGAAGCUUGGAUUCAAGAACCUCUACUCCGGCAAAGAAGACAAGAAAGGCCGGUUUCAGUGGCAAGACACGAUCCCAGAAGACAUCGGCGACCCAGUGGAGAACAGCGAGACCGCCAAGUGGGCGCUACUUGUUCGAAACGUCAAAGUCUACAACGACCCCAGGCGGGUGUUGUCAGUCCAUUCGAUCGUCGUCCAGAGUCCGCUGCUGAAGAAGAUGCUGGCCGGAGUGCUGAGGAACUACCCUGGAGUCACAGUCGGUCUGAACCGCCUCGAGUUUUCCGGCAAGUUCGAGCCACUCAUUCAUCGAUGGGCAGAGCUGCAGGCAGCCAUUAGCAAGCUAGGCAAUGCGACGGAGGAGCUGCGAACGACCAAGGAGCAUGCAGAGCUGUUGCAGGGCAUCCUGGUGAAGGAGUUCAAGAGCUUGAUCGAUACCUCGCAGGAUAUGAUGAACAAGCGGGUCAUGAACUUCGACCUGCUGUGGACCCUGUACCAACCAGGCGCAACGAUUUUUGCGCGUCAGGACGGCCAAGAGACUGCAUUGACACUGAACAGUACUCGUUAUGGGCUGGAUUCAAAGGGAGUCCCGUGUUUCUGGAUCACUGGCAAGUACAUUGACUGGGAUGGCACAAAGUUCGGCACGCAGAAGCUGAACGUAUGCGUUCCUGUCUUCACCGGUACCCGCGCCAUUGGCUCGCUGAAGGCAUACCCAAUUGACUACCACCACGACUCACAGGUUGUGCGUGAGCGUCUUAUCGCACGCGGAGCUAAGGCAGAAGAGCUUGCUGGUUCCAACUAUCGGGCCUACCACGGCGUUGCCUGGAAGAUGGGCUCGUUCGGCACCAAGGACAAGUACAACGUCAAGGGUCGAAUUGUCAUUGAUACCUACGGCUGGAAUCGCUUCAAUCCUGGCAACGCUGUCUACGUCACACCGCUGAGCCAGAAGGAGGCUGUUACAGACAAAUCUGACAGCGAAAGCGACGUCGACGACGGGGAUAGCGAGAGGUCCGAUGAGGGUGAAGAAGAGUACGAGGAGGAAGACUGCGACGACGACGACGGUGGAAUGCCCAUCGAUGGACGCUUCGCAGAUGAAGACGACGAGAGCACACAGCCAGCACCGCUCACCACUGAACAGAAGCUCAUCUGCACACCUCUGCUCCGUGGCUAUAGUUUGAAGAACAAGAUGUGGCUCAACUUCUUCGUCAACUGUGUUGACGAUAUUGAGUGGCAGAAGGAUGCUUUUGACCGGUUAGUUCUGCCCAAAAAUCAGAAGGAGCUCAUCCUGGGCUUCACCGAGUCGCAGCGGAAGAAUAGGGACACGUUCGACGACGUCAUUGAGGGCAAAGGUCGUGGCAUGAUCAUUCUUCUCUGUGGGCCACCAGGGGUAGGCAAGACGUUGACGAGCGAGGCAGUCGCGGAGGAGAUGAAAGUCCCGCUGUACCUCAUGAGCGCAGGCGAUCUGGGCUUUGAUCCUCGACACGUUGAGACCAAGCUACAGGACAUCUUGGAGAUGUGCAGCCGAUGGAAUGCUGUCCUUCUGCUCGAUGAGGCAGACGUGUUCCUCGAACAGCGAUCGCUCCACGAGCUUGAGCGCAACAAGCUCGUCAGCAUCUUCCUCCGUGUGCUUGAGUACUACGAAGGCACCAUGUUUCUCACGACAAACCGAGUCGAGACGUUCGACCCGGCGUUUCAGUCGCGCAUUCACAUCUCGCUCGACUACCAGGAGCUGUCGGUUGAGUCGCGCAAGACUGUGUGGGACAAUUUCCUCAAUUCCUCUAGCCAGAAACACACCAUCACGCAAGCGCAGCUCACCGAGCUUGCGCGCAUGAGCAUGAACGGUCGCCAGAUCAAGAACAUCCUCAAGAUCGCGCGCCUGCUGGCCAGCCGGAAGGAAGAGAAGCUUAGCCACGAGCAUAUCCUGACCACUCUCGAUGUCACGCAGCAUCUGCACAAUGAGAGCCAGGCUAGUAAACGCACGCAGGGCAGUUUGUACGGUUGA